This is a messenger RNA of Dromiciops gliroides (monito del monte), 9275 nucleotides long. It is a transcript of the gene AGRN, whose product is annotated as agrin. Gene Ontology annotation, biological process: receptor clustering; G protein-coupled acetylcholine receptor signaling pathway. Bases 1484 to 7504 code for a protein of 2006 amino acids. NCBI's taxonomy places the organism in Eukaryota, Metazoa, Chordata, Mammalia, Microbiotheria, Microbiotheriidae. The record is from RefSeq and is a predicted model, not a curated record. The transcript is spliced from 38 exons. Gene Ontology annotation, molecular function: laminin binding; calcium ion binding.
CCCUCCCUCGCUGGCUCACUCCUUCUCCUCGGUGCUCGCCUGCUCUUGCGGGCUGAGGGCUCCCCCAGGACGGCGGAGGGCUCCCCGGGGACCCCUUCCUUUGUUUCUCCGCUCCCCCUCCCUCCUGCCGGCCGGCCUCGUUGGGGGCCCUCUCGCUGCCUCCUCGGAAGCUUCCUGCUUUCUCUGCUCACGCUGCCGCCGCUGGCUGCCUCUCUCUGCCGAUCGCCGCCGCCCCCCAACACUGAGGCUGGCGAGGAGGAGGCGGGAGGGAGGGAGCGUCGGCUGUGCCUCUGCCUCUGCCCCAGCCUCCCGAGCCAGCCCGUCUGCCUGCUGCUCCCGGCCCUUUCUUCUCGCGGCUGUCCAGCCCUGCUCCUUGCUGCCCGGCCGCUGCCCGCUCCGCUCCUCUCCGGCCGUCGGACUGGCCUCCGGCCGCGGGCCGGGUCUCCCGCCGCCGCACCGUCUCCUGCUUCACCAGCUUUCCCGAGCCGCCCUUCUGCGGGGAGGGAGCCUGGGACCUGGCACCCAGAGAGGGGCUAGCACCAGCUCUACUGGAAAGAGCCCUUGGGGAGCCCCGGAGCUGGGCCCCCUGCGAGGAGGAGGAGGAGGAGGAGGAGGGGGAAGAGGAGGAAGAAGAAGAGGAGGAGGAGGAAGAGGAAGAAGAGGAAGGGGGCUGCGCUUUCCCAGAGCCCUGCCCUUCCCCAAGUGAAGCUGGGCACCAGCCCCGCCUGAGGGUCCCAGCAGCAUGAGGAGGGGGGCCAGCCCCCAGGGGAUGAGCAGCCAGUGGCCCCAGCCUGGGCGGGGCAGGCGAUGGGGCGUGGAGAGGCCCCAGGUGGGCUUGCUGCUGAGCCAGAGCCUUGGGGAGCUGCUGUGAGGGCCGGCAGGGGGGCCCAGGAGCGCCCGGGGAGGAUCGGGAAUGCUUGGCCCCUGUGCUUCUAGAGGACAGAGGUGACCCUCCCGCCCCCGGCCAGGUGUCCUGGAGAGAACUGGGGACGCUUCCCCCCUCCCCCCAACUUUGGGGUUCUAAUUGAGCCCUGGGAGGGGGCCUGGGGGGUGCUGCGGGCUUGGCUUUCGGGCACAUUCCACCUGCUUCCCCAACAAGUUGGGCUUCGAGGGAGCCGUCUGCCCUCUGGGCUCCCGUGCCUGGACUCCUUCCCACUUAGAGAAGCCAGAGUGACUGAAGCCGCCCCCCUUCCCCCAAGCCGCUCCUUCAGCUUGUGACUCCGCCGGUCGGCUGCCGGUGGAUUUGUGAUCCCCAGCCCUCCCCACCCCUGGGUCCUUCAGGUUGUCUUCUUCCGUCCCUGACUGCGAGCAACUUCUUGGGGUUUUCAAGAUGGGGGGAGUGGUCUCCCCCCUGCUCGGCUUGGGGCGGCUCGGGCUUUGGGCGUGACCCCCUCUUGGAGGGCAGGCAGUGGCCUGGGUCCAGGCCGGCCCAGGGGCCCCCAAGGGGGGCGUGGCUGCCGUGGCGGGGCCCAGGGCCAGGGCCAUGACCGCCUGCCAGUACCCCGCGAUGUCCUCGGCCCUGGAUCGGGACCAGCUGUAUCAGCACAAGGUCUCCCUGGUCGUCCGCUACUUCAUGAUCCCCUGUAACAUCUGCCUCAUUCUCCUGGCCACCUCCACGCUGGGCUUCGCCGUCCUUCUCUUCCUCAACAACUACAAACCUGGGAAUCACUUCACGCAGCCACCCCCGACGCCUCCAGAUGCGUGCCGGGGUAUGCUAUGUGGCUUUGGGGCUGUGUGUGAACAGAGUGCAGGCCGGGCCACGUGCGUGUGCAAGAAGAGCCCGUGCCCUACCGUGGUGGCCCCCGUGUGUGGAUCUGAUGCCUCCACCUACAGUAACGAGUGUGAGCUUCAGAGGGCUCAGUGCAGCCAGCAGCGACGCAUCCGCGUGGUCAGCCGUGGGCCCUGUGGUUCCCGGGACCCCUGCUUGGGGGUGACCUGCAGUUUUGGCAGCACCUGUGCCCGCUCAGCAGAUGGGCAGUCUGCCAAAUGCAUCUGCCCAUCCUCGUGCAGCGGUGUCCCCGAGGGCAUUGUAUGUGGUAGUGAUGGGCGUGACUACCCCAGCGAGUGCCAGCUUCACCGCCUCGCCUGCGCCCGUCAGGAGAAUAUUGUUAAGAAGUUCGAUGGACCCUGUGAUCCGUGCAAGGGCAUUCUCAGUGACCUGAAUCGUGUGUGCUGGGUGAACCCCCGCACUCGCCAGCCUGACAUGCUGCUACGACCCGAGAGCUGUCCACCCCGCCAGGAGCCCGUGUGUGGUGACGACGGCGUCACCUAUGCCAAUGACUGCGUCAUGGGCCGCACCAGUGCCACUCGGGGCCUCGACAUCCAGAAGCUGCGCUCGGGGCAGUGCCAGCCACAAGACCAGUGCCCGACUCCCUGCAAGUUUAACGCCGUGUGUCUUAUCCGCCGUGGCCGCGCCCGCUGCUCCUGUGACCGGGUCACUUGCGACGGUGCCUACCGGCCCGUCUGUGUACACGGAGGUCACACGUACAUCAGCGACUGUGAGCGCCAGCGUGCCGAGUGCAGCCAGCAGCGGGCCCUGCCCAUCAAGCACCACGGGCCCUGUGACCAGGGUGCCCCCAGCCCCUGCCUGGGUGUCCAAUGUCCUUUUGGGGCCACAUGUGUGGUGAGGAACUGGGAGGCUGUGUGUGAAUGUCAGCAGGUCUGUGCCGGCCUCUACGACCCUGUGUGUGGCAAUGACGGUGUCACCUACGGAAGCCCCUGUGAGCUGGAGGCCACGGCCUGUGUCCUCAAGAAGGAGAUCCUGGUUGCCCGCAAGGGGCCCUGUGGUCUCUGUGGGAAGUGCCAGUUUGGGGCCCUGUGUGAGGCAGAGACAGGCCGCUGCGUGUGCCCCACGGAGUGCGUGACUUCAGCCCAGCCUGUGUGUGGCUCUGAUGGGAACACAUACGGCAGUGAGUGUGAGCUACAUGUACAUGCUUGCACUCGCCAGAUCAACCUCAGCGUGGCCUCCCCCGGACAUUGCAAGACAUGUGGGGACACAGUAUGCACCUUUGGGGCCGUCUGCUCUAGCGGGCAGUGCGUGUGUCCCCGGUGUGAGCGGCCGCCCCCUAGCCCGGUCUGUGGUAGUGACGGUGUCACUUAUGGCAGCAGCUGUGAGCUCCGAGAAGCUGCCUGCCAGCAGCAGAGGACAAUCGAGGAGGCCCGGCCCGGGCCCUGUGAGGACGAAUGUGGCUCUGGGGGCUCUGGCUCAGGCGAGGACGGUGACUGUGAACAGGAGCAGUGCCGGCGAAGGGGGGGCGUGUGGGACGAGGACGCCGAGGAUGAUCGAUGUGUCUGUGACUUCAGCUGCCAGACCGUGUUACGCAGCCCGGUGUGUGGUUCUGAUGGGGUCACCUACAGUAACGAGUGUGAGCUGAAAAAGGCAAGGUGUGAGAGUCGUCAGGAGCUGUAUAUCACAGCCCAGGGUGCCUGCCGAGCCACACCUACCGUGGUCCUGCCCCAACCUGUCUUGCACUGCUCUCAGACCCCCUACGGCUGCUGUCUGGACAAUGUUACCAGGGCCCAGGGUGUUGGCUUGGCCGGCUGUCCAAGCACCUGUCACUGUAACCCCUAUGGCUCCUAUGGGGGAGGCUGUGACCCCAUCUUAGGCCAGUGCUCCUGCCGCCCGGGCGUGGGGGGCCUCAAGUGUGAUCGAUGCGAGCCAGGCUUCUGGAACUUUCGCGGCAUUGUGACUGACGGCCGGAGUGGCUGCACCCCCUGUAAUUGUGACCCUGGAGGCUCGGUGCGGGACGACUGUGAGCAGAUGACCGGGCUGUGCUCCUGCAAGGAGGGCAUUACGGGAAUGAAGUGCAGCCAGUGCCCACCUGGUAGCAUCCUGGGCCCCUCAGGCUGUGAGAACGACCCUUCGGCUCCCAAGUCGUGUGCUGAGCUGAGCUGCGAGUUUGGGGCAUCCUGCGUGGAGACUGGCAGCUCUGCCCACUGUGAGUGCCCGGCACCUGUGUGUCCAGAGGAUAACAUGAUCAAGGUCUGUGGCUCAGAUGGGGUGACCUAUGGAGAUCCAUGCCAGCUGAAAACCAUCGCCUGCCGCCAGGGCCGGACAAUCACUGUGCGGCAUUUUGGGCAGUGCCACGAGUCCAUCACCCACGGGAGCCCCCCUGCCCAUCCUCCCACAGCUCCAGCUGUAGCGGCCUCGGAAACUGUCCAGCCCUCACUCCUGAAGUUCACCAGCCAGUCCCUGGAUACCUCAGUGACCACAGAACCGGGGACUAUCUGGCAGGGACGGGGUACCCGGCCUACACCCCGCAGCCACCCUACUACCCGGCCUUCUGGGCCAGCCUGGACCACGGCAGGUGUCCGCCGGACCACAGCACGGCCCUCUGCUCCUGCCCAGACUACACCGGGCAUCCACAGGACAACAGUACGACCAUCCACUCCAUCCUGGACUACGGCAGGCGUCCACAGGAGCACAGUGCGACCUAUCCUGACUGCCCCAGUAGCCCCUGCUGCCAUCCCCACCUUGGCCUACUCUGAGUCGGGUAGUGCCGAUGACAACAGCGGGGAUGGGGAGCUCAGUGGUGACCUGGAGUCCAGCGGGGUGGGAUCUGCAGGGAUGGAGCUUUUGGAAGAGGGGGGUGUUGCAGCUCCCACCGCUGCCAUUGAAAGGGCUUCCUGUUACAACCUACCCCUGGGCUGCUGCUCGGAUGGAGAGACACCUGCCCUGGAUACUGAGGGCACCAACUGCCCGGCCACUAAGGUGUUCCAGGGAGUGCUGGUCUUAGAAGAGGUCGAGGGACAGGAGUUGUUCUAUACCCCAGAGAUGGCAGAUCCCAAGUCAGAACUCUUUGGGGAGACGGCCCGAAGCAUCGAGAGUGUGCUGGAGGGCCUGUUCCGGAAUUCAGACGUCAAGAAGGACUUCCGGAGUGUCCGCAUGCGGGACCUGGGGCCGGGUGGCUCUGUGCGUGCCAUUGUGGAUGCCCACUUUGACCCCUCCACAUCCUUCACGGCCCUUGAUGUGGGCCGGGCCCUGCUGAAACAGAUCAGAGCAUCCAAGAAGAGGGUCCUGGAGGUGAAACAGCCUGUGGCGGACCACGUGAAGUUCAUGGACUUUGACUGGCUCCCUAUGCUGUUCACCACAGCUACUACCACCACCACCGUGGCCACGGCCGAGGCCAUGACCCCCGGCAGCCGCCACACCUCUCCUGUGACCGCACACACUCUGUAUCCAGGUCACCUGGGCCGGCCCCACAGCAGGACUCUGGCACCACCAGCGACUCGCAGACCGCCUGCCACCGUGGCCCUGCCCCCUGCCACUCUCCCUGUGACCAGGAGACCUCCCCGGCCUUGUGACUCCCACCCCUGCCUCCAUGGAGGCACCUGUGAGGAUAAUGGCAAGGACUUCAGCUGCAGCUGCCCAGCUGGCAGAGGCGGUGCCGUCUGUGAGAAAGCUGUGCAGUAUUUCGUGCCCGCCUUUGGGGGCAGAUCCUACCUGGCCUUCCCCACACUCCGGGCCUACCACACCCUGCGUGUAGCCAUGGAGUUUCGGGUGUCUGAGCCCCAUGGGCUGCUUCUAUACAAUGGGCAGAGCUCGGGCAAGGACUUUAUCGCGCUCACACUGGUCAAUGGCUUUGUGGAACUCAGGUUUGACACGGGCUCAGGCAUGGGCAUCGUCACCAGCAAGGUGCCUGUGGAGCGUGGCCGGUGGCACCACCUGGUGGUGACAAGGAACCGCCGUCAAGGGAUGCUCUCCGUGGAUGGGGAGCCCCACGUGACUGGCGAGAGUCCCAGCGGCACCGACGGUCUCAACCUGGACACAGACCUGUUUGUGGGUGGUGUCCCAGAGGACCAGGCAUCUGUAGUGUCAGAGCGCACAUCAGCCCGGGCUGGCCUGAGGGGCUGCAUUCGCCUCUUGGAUGUGAACAACCAGAGAAUUGGGCUUCGGGAGAAGGGCCCAGACGUUCUCUAUGGCUCAGGGGUGGGCGAGUGUGGGAACAACCCCUGCCUGCCUAACCCCUGCCACCACGGGGCCACCUGCCAGGCCCGAGAGGCUGACAUGUUCCACUGUCAGUGUCCAAAGGGCCGAGAAGGCCCUACUUGUGCUGAUGAGAGGAAUCCCUGCCAGCCCAACCCUUGUCAAGGGGCAGCUACCUGCCGAGUGCUGCCCGAAGGAGGUGCCAAAUGCGAAUGCCCCAUGGGCCGCGGGGGCCAGUUCUGUCAGACAGUCACAGAGCAAGAUCCGUCCAGACCCUUCCUUCCCACCUUUAGCGGCUUUUCCUACCUGGAACUGAAAGGCCUGCACACCUUCGGGGAUGUCCGGGGGGAGAAGAUGGUUAUGGAGGUCGUGUUCCUGGCCCGGAGUCCUAGUGGUGUCCUGUUCUACAACGGGCAGAAGACAGAUGGCAAAGGUGACUUUGUGUCUCUGGCUCUGCACGGCGGGCAUCUGGAAUACCGUUAUGACCUGGGCAAGGGAGCCGCAGUGAUCAGGAGCAAGGAGCCCAUUGCCCUAAACAAAUGGAUCCAAGUCUCUCUGGAGAGGAACGGGAGGAAGGGGGCCAUGUGGAUCAACGAUGGGGAACGUGUGCUGGGAGAGUCCCCGAAAUCCCGAAAGAUGCCACACACUGUCCUCAACUUGAAGGAGCCGCUAUAUGUUGGGGGUGCUCCUGACUUCAGCAAACUGGCCCGUGCUGCUGCUGUCUCUGGAGGCUUUGACGGGGUCAUUCAGAUGGUCUCACUAAAGGGCCGCCAGCUGCUGACAAGAGAAAAUGUCUUGGAUGCUGUUGAGAUCUCUUCCUUCCCUGACCACCCCUGUACCCGGGCCUCGGGCCAGCCCUGCCUCAAUGGGGGCUCCUGCUCUCCCCAGCAGGACACCUACGAGUGCCUGUGCCCAGGGGGCUUCACAGGGGCCCACUGCGAGAAGGGGCUGAUUGAGAAGUCGGCUGCUGACCUGGACUCCAUCGCCUUUGAUGGACGCACAUUCAUUGAGUAUCACAAUGCUGUGACCACAAGCGAACUGACCAAUGAGAUCCCAGCUCCUGAUGCUCUGGACUCUGGGGUCCUUUCCAGCGAGAAGGCCCUUCAAGAGAACCACUUUGAGCUGAGCCUGCGGACGGAAGCCAUGCAGGGACUGGUGCUGUGGAGUGGCAAGGGCACCGAGCGGGCUGAUUACAUUGCGCUGGCCAUCGUGAAUGGCCGCCUGCAGAUGACCUAUGACCUGGGCUCCCAGCCCGUUGUGUUGCACUCCACGGUGCCUGUUAACACCAACCGCUGGCUGCGUGUCAAGGCCUCCAGAGUACAAAGGGAAGGCUCCCUUCAGGUCGGCAAUGAGGCCCCGGUGACUGGAUCCUCCCCACUGGGGGCCACGCAGUUGGACACAGAUGGAGCCCUGUGGCUGGGGGGCCUGGAGAAGUUGACCGUGGCGCACAGCCUACCCAAGGCUUACAGCACGGGCUUUGUGGGCUGCUUGCGGGGAGUGGUGGUCGGCCAGAAGGAGCUGCACCUGGUUGAGGACGCCUUACAUAAGCCGGCCCUUCGGCAUUGCUCGGCCCCAUGAUGCCCCUGUCCACUUCCAGUCCUGCCUCCUGCCAGUUGUUGUAAUUAUUUUCUAUUUUUGUAAACUCAUGGCUUUUUUUUAUAUAUAAUUUCCCCCUGCCCGCCUGUCAGGGGAUGGAGGAAAUGCAGACCUCCGUCUACCCCCACCCCUGCUCCACUGAGAGCUGCCUUCCACUGGCCUCUGUUUGGGGAGGAUCCUGGCUCUGAAGGCCUGGGUCCUGGCCCUAUCUUUGGGCAGCUGGGGGGCCCCACCCCAGGGGCAGCCAACGGGGGCCUGGACCUGACAGACUGCAGGCUCUUUCCCGGGGGCUUUGGCUGGGCUCCAGUGGCCUCCUUCCCUCCUGGUUCUGCCCCCAAAGGAGGACAAAGAUGGACCAGCCCUGGCCGAGAGAAGGUCAGGCCAGAGGAAUUUGGGCUAGCCUGGGUCCUCGGCCUCCAUGCCACCUCCCUCCCCUUUCAUUGGUCUUUUGUGUUUGUAAUUUAUGUGUGUAAGAGUCUGACUUUAUCUGUUAUUUUUAAUGCACUGUCAUCCUUGCCAUCCCUACUUUAUUCCCCUCUACCAACAGUCUCUCAUGUGUAUACACACACACACACACACACACACACGCACACUCACACUUAUACAGACACACAGACCCUCACAGACACACUCAUACAGACUCACACACUCACACACACACACACACACACAGAGGCCGGCACUCCCUAGUGACAUUGCUGCCUCUGCUUAGAUGCCAUGAAGCUCAGUGCCUGGGGCACGCUUCACCAAGGCUGUAUGGAAACAGUGUCUCCCAUUCCUUCUUUGCCUGACUUUACUCUUCAGAAGCCAGAUAGCACGAUCGAGCUCUGAGGGUCUUAUUGUGGGCUUUAUUGGGGGCAUGGGGGCAGAGGAGGACGGUUUCUGCCCUCUCCACCACACUACCUACCGGUGCCAGCCUCCAAUCCCCCUGGCCCUGGGGCACAUCCAUGGCUCAGUUCCCAGAACCCUCAGGCUUGCUCAGUGCCAAUACUGUGACAUAGAAGCGAUCUUAUUUGUUGGGCCCAAAGAGCCUUUGGGGCUCUCUUCCCAUACUUCCCAGCCUGGCUUGGAUGGAUUCCGCACACUCCAGUGGGGUGGGGACCCAUCUAGCCCUCUCCUGCCUGGUCACUGCAUUUGAGUGUGAGCAGAUAGGAUCAACAUCACUUCAGCCGUGAGGAGAGGGCCCAGACCCAGUCGGGCCUUGCCCUCCUGGCCAAGGGAAGAUCGUUUUGAAGGCUCCAGAUUCUUCACACACCAGCUGCUUGUACUUCGAGAUCCUUCCUCCGCACUUGGGCUUCCAAACAUGGUCUUUCUCUCACAUCAGAAACACCUCCGGCAGUGGUCCCCAGGGCCCAUUUUUUGAACUUGUAGAGAAUGGGUGUGGCCUGUGGCUUUUACAGGAGUAAUUAUGGUGACUUUUGGAAGAAAGGACAUCUGGGAGUUGGACUUUUCUCCCCUCCCCACUCUCCUUUUUCAGCACUAGAGUUGGGAUGGGGGGGUUGGGGGUAGUGGAGCUCUCAGAGGCAGCCAGGACUGGAAGUGGCUCUUAAAGCUGUCUUUGAGAAAGGGUGAUUUAUCCAUGGGGGUGGUAGAGUGAGGGGCUGGGGGAGGGGAACACUUUUGAGAUCCAUUCCUUGUCCCUGGGCACUGGAGCCCAGGGAGCGCCCUGUCUCAAAGCUGGAGUCCCUUCAUUUUGUCCCUCUCCCUGGCAGUGCUGCCUGGGGGUGUUGGGGCGGGGAGCAGAGGGGGUGGG